AACAAUAUUCGGCAACAACACAAAAAUAGUUGCAUACAUAAAUAAGCGCAAAGAACAUUUAGAAUGGACGUGGGCGCACAGGAUACCACAUAUGAGCCUCUAGAGGGGCGCAGCGGUCGGGGAUCGGGCAACGGCAUGAGGCAUCCGACGAGCAUAGAUAGUCCCGAAUACGAUACACGCGCCCCCAAGGACCAAAGACAUGCCGUCUAUCUGGCACUGCUUGCAGCGGGCAUCGGAUUUGUUUUGCCCUACAAUAGUUUCAUUAUCGCCGCGGACUAUUGGCAGGGACGCUUUCCGGGUCGUCCGGUGGCUCUGGACAUGUCCAUGACGUACAUCUUUGUGGCCUUUGGCACGGUGCUGUUCAACAACAUUGUGCUCUCUUUGGCGCCAUUCCAGACGCGCGUCCUCUUUGGCUACAUGGUGUCCUUUACCACACUGAUAUUUGUGGCCGUCUGCGAGGUGGCCUGGCACAUGUUUGCCACGAAUACGGCGUAUGUUGUGAACAUGUCUGCGGUGGCUCUAACAGCCAUUGGCUGCACGGUGCAGCAGUCGAGCUUCUAUGGAUUCGCCUCGAUGCUGCCCAAGCAGUACACGCAGGCGGUGAUGGCCGGCGAGAGCAUUGCCGGAUUUCUGGUGUCUUCCAAUCGUGUGGUUACCAAGCUGCUCAUCAACAAUGAUCGCGUCUCGACGGUCAUCUUCUUUCUGACCUCCACGCUGUACAUACUGUUCAGCUAUCUGCUCCAUUUGGCCACCAUCAACUCGCCGUUUGUGCGCUUUCACGUGGAGGCCUGCUCCAAGAUUGUUCUACGACCGGAUGAGCAAGAGAUCGAUGGCGCCACCAGCAGCACCAAGUAUGGUGUUCUCUCCAUGGACGGCACUACGACAACUACCACAGCUGGACCGCAUCAUUCCAGUUCGAGUGCACCCAAUACGCUGAGCUUCAGCAAUCCCGUCUAUGAGCUGUCUAAUCCCACGGCUGGCGAGAGCAUCAUUGAGGGUCUCGGACCGUUGCCCGAGCUGCCAGCCACGCCGCAUGAGCCGGCCACGCCCACAACGGUUGCCUUCAAGGUGGAGCAUGUGAUUACGCCGCGUCGCUGCCGGCCCAGCAAGCUGGGCGACAUACGCGAAGGAUUCGUAACACGCUGGCGCGUCGCCCAGGUCAUCUAUCCGUACAUGGUGUGCAUUGCCCUGGCCUACUGUGUCACCCUCUCACUGUAUCCCGGCAUCGAGGUGGAGGUCACUUCGUGUGCGCUGCGCACAUGGAUGCCAGUGCUGCUGAUGUUCUGCUUCAACACAUCGGAUGUGAUUGGCAAGAUACUGGCCGCCAGCCCGUAUCCCUGGUCGCGGCGUCAGCUGAUCUUGCUGUCGGGACUGCGCAUUGUGCUGGUACCGAUGUUUCUACUAUGCUGUGCGCCACGUCAUCGACCGAUCAUCUCGGGCGAGACGGCGCCCUUCCUGUUCACCAUAGCGCUGGGCAUCAGCAACGGACUGGCCGGCAGUUUGCCCAUGAUGCUGGCUCCGGCUAAGGUGCCUGGCACCCUCAAAGAGGUCACCGGCAACAUAAUGACACUGUCCUACAAUAUUGGACUCACGGCCGGAUCGCUGAUUGGCUAUGUGUUCGAGAGCAUGCUGGGACCACAGCUGGAGAAUCCCUGUCCCAUGUAUCCGUAUACGCCCGCCUCGGUGCUGGAGCACUACCAUGGUCAUUUGCCGCCGUUGCUGCCCACCACCAGCUCGACUAUGGCGGCCAACACGACACUGGCGCCGCUGUUGCUCAACACCACAAUCGCCAGCUUUACCAGCACGGAGAGCAGCUCCACCAGCGCUGUGCCCGGACCCGCACUGGCCACAGUCAUCACCACAACGGCCCUGGCUCUCUACAGUACCGUGGCGAGCACCAGCACUGAGCUAAUCAAUGCGACUGUCACCACCAUGCUGUCGGCGGUAUCAUCAUCGGUGGGCGAUAUCAGUGGUGAGCUUGGGGGCAGUACAACAGAUCCUCAAACGCCCGAUGCACUGUUGCAGGAGAUCUAAGUCGGUUGUUUGUUGGACAUGGCACAUUUGCAGAUACUCGAGUCAAAGUAGUUGCUUGUGCAGAUUUAAAAGUAUCUACAAGAUACAAUUUAGAUUAUCUCUGACUGAUGAGCGGUGAAAGCGGGAGCGUUAAGAGAGAGUUCUCAUGUGAAAGGGUAAUUAUGCCACUCUUUACUUGGAAAAACUCUGUGCAAAAUUAGAAGGUAAUUCUGCCUUAAAUUAGAAAAAAUUCCGUAUCUCAUGCGAGAGGGUAAUUAUGCUAGCCUUUAAUUGGGCAAAAUUCCCUUUCUCAUGUGAGAGGGUAAUUAUGCUAGCCUUCAAUUGGUAAAACUCCUCUCCUAAUGUGGGAGGGUAAUUAUAAUUGUCUAAUUGGAGAAAAUCUCUUUCUCAUAUGUUAGCCUUGAAUUGAAAAAAUGCCCUUUCUUAUGUGAAAGGGUAAUUGUGCUAGCUUUAAUUGGAAAAAAUUCAAUUUCUAUUGUGAGAGGGUAAUUGGGCUAUCCUUUACUUGGAAAAGUUCUCUUUCUAAAAAGAAAUACGGAUUAAAGAAGAUUGCCAGUUGUGAGAGUCUAUCAAAAACUAUCUUGUGUACUCGUAUUGCAAAAAUAUUUAUCAACUCUAAUAAUUAUGUUAACAUAUACUCCAACUAAGUGCUAUAAUAUUCAAGUUUUAAUCCGUUGAUUUCGAGUUAUAUAAGAGAGCCCAGUAGCUAAGCAAAUUCUAUGUGUGUGCGUGUGUGUGUUGCGUGUGCGUGUGCAUGUGUGUGCGUGUGAUUAUGUAUGUACAUAUAUAAUUAGGAUAUGGCUAAUACGGAUAAAUGCAUAUUGUUGGUUACAGAUCAUGAAUAUUUUUAUAAAAAGGCGCUAGACUUAAUUGUUUGUGGGGUAAUUAUAAUCGUAAUUAUUGAUCAAAAUUU
Molecule: messenger RNA, 2947 nt
Organism: Drosophila montana
Lineage: Eukaryota; Metazoa; Arthropoda; Insecta; Diptera; Drosophilidae
Gene: Ent3
Product: equilibrative nucleoside transporter 3
Exons: 3
Coding region: 64-2034 (656 amino acids)
Biological process (GO): nucleoside transmembrane transport
Cellular component (GO): plasma membrane
Molecular function (GO): monoamine transmembrane transporter activity; nucleoside transmembrane transporter activity
Source: RefSeq, a predicted model, not a curated record